CAUGUGUCUUCCACUCCUUUAUAUUCUAUGAUCAUCCAUUCUUUAUCUACAUACCCUCUCUUACCUUCCCUAAACAAACCCAAAGAAACCAUUUUUCAUUAAAAAAAAAAAACAAAUCGGAUACCCAAAUUAGGCAAGCAUGAGCAAGUUUGUACUAAUUACAUUUUUUAUAUUUGUAACAUUCACAUCUUACAUGGGCUUUAUUCGGGCUCAAAAGCCCGACACUCAAACAUGGGCAAAAACAGAAGAUUAUGGUCACGAGCAGAAAACCGUCUUACAAUUCUACUUCCACGACAACCAAACCGGGGAUUUCACAACCGUUGCGUUGAUCGCUCAACCCAUAGAACCCACCUCAUCCGUGUCGAGCUUCGGCCGUUUGUUUAUGGUAGAUGAUCCGCUUACUGAUGGUCCAGAUCCGAAUUCAAAGCUUGUGGGCCGGGCCCAAGGAUUCUAUGGAUCAGCCUCACAAACAGGUGUGAGUUAUAUGAUGAGUUUGACUUAUGGGUUUGUUGACGGGAUUUACAAUGGGAGCUCCGUGGUUAUGUUGGGCCGGAAUACGAUCGCCGAUUCGGUGAGGGAGCUUCCGGUUGUUGGUGGGACUGGGCUUUUCCGGAUGGCCCGUGGAUAUGCUUUGGCCCAAACUUACUCUCAUAAUAGUACUGCUCGUAAUGCCAUUGUUGGUUAUAAUGUUACCAUUAUACACCCUUAGAAAGCUUUUGGAAUAUUAUGAUGUACAAUUAAUUUCAAUUUAGUUUGUGUUUAACUCAAUUUAUCAGUUCUUUUAAUUAAAUUUCUUUGCCAGAGUAGUAGUAUGUGUUUUGACCUGAUAUUUUCAAUAACUUGCUCAACACCGAAUAGUUGGUAAAUUAAGUAGUUACUUUU
This is a messenger RNA of Amaranthus tricolor (Joseph's coat), 882 nucleotides long. Its product is annotated as dirigent protein 23-like. The transcript has a single exon. Bases 140 to 709 code for a protein of 189 amino acids. The record is from RefSeq and is a predicted model, not a curated record. Lineage: Eukaryota; Viridiplantae; Streptophyta; Magnoliopsida; Caryophyllales; Amaranthaceae.